AAAAUACCCUAUCAUUGACGUUGACGGCCUUGACGAUGUCAACUGUCAGAUCAUGGUUGUUGAUCGAUUCAGUUUACUCUCAUUUUGUUUUUAUUUUAAUAAAAUGAAAACAAAGCGUUAUAUGAUAUUCUAAUGCAUCAAGCAGUGUUUCACGACUUAACCCAGACAUUACUUUUAUAGUUCUGUGUCAAUAUUUUACAAUAAAGUAUUGUUUUUGGUUAUAAGUAUUCGCGUAGUGAUCAGCUGUUUUUAAAAAUAUGGGUUUUGUGGAUAACUACACAGCGAGCCUCUCGGCGACAUUUUACGAGAUGAUUGUGGAAUACGUGGACACAGAAUACAGCUUAUGGCUGACAUGGUUCCUCAUGCCUGUGGUGGUCACAUUUCUCCUGCCAGCCGUCAUCAUACUACUGAUAUACGUCAGCGCCAUCAUCUUCCACCUCUACAGGCUUUACAGGUUGCGGGUGGUGGAUGGGGUCCAGAACGACUGGCGGCAAGCGGCGAGCCUCGCGGUCUGCGCGCUAUGGGACGCCCACGGGUGGCUGUGGCAUGGUUACGACAUCCAAGGCAUCGAAAACAUCCCAAACGGGCCGUUCCUAGUGAUCUACUACCACGGUGCGCUGCCCAUCGACAUGUAUUACUUCACCGCACGCAUGCUGCUCUUCAAGAGAUUGCACAUACACACAGUAGCUGAUCGGUUCAUGUUCAAGAUACCUGGCUGGAAAACACUUUUGGAAGGCCUGUGCGUGAUUCCCGGCACCGUGGGCGAAUGCGUGGCGGUGCUGCAGAAGGGAAACCCGCUGGCCAUCUCCCCUGGAGGGGUGUACGAGGCGCAGUUCGGAGACCACACCUAUAAAUUAUAUUGGAAGAAUAGGCUUGGUUUUGCGCGUGUCGCUAUACAGGCUAAAGUGCCAAUAAUCCCAAUGGUGACCCGCAACGUCCGCGAGGCGUUUCGCACGGUCGGCUGGCUGCGCGGCGCGUGCCGUCGCCUGUACGCGGCUACACGCGUCCCUCUCGCACCCGUGUAUGGGGGGUUCCCUGUGAAGUUGGUCACACACUUGGGGAAGCCGAUCGAGUACGACCCGAGUUUGACGCCGGAGCAGUUAGCUAAGAAGGUAUCAAAAGCGAUAGAGGACCUAGUGGAAGAGCACCAAACCGUCCCGGGCAACAUCCUCCGAGCCCUCACCGAGAGGAUCGUGGACCUGCCGAAGCGGAGGCCGGAGCCCCGCCGCAACGGCAAGUGCCCCGCCGGCGUCAGCCCUACGGCAGACGGGAAAACUAAAGUCUCAUAAAACUGGUAGUAUAUUUAGGGUUAUAUUAAGUAGAGCACACUGGCUUAACCCCUCAAAUCACAGUUCUGCCAAAAAAACCUUGAGGGUUUUUAAAAAUGAUUUGUAUAAUCGCUUUAAAACGAGGGGUUGUUAUUAGGGUUGUCUUUAAAAGUAACGUACGUUAAAAUUUCAUUUGACAUUUUCUCUUUAAGACGAAAGGGGACGACUGCCCUGAAAUCGCCUUUCCGUACAAACGUAGUCUCAAUUUUCCUCUCUGGAUAUUUACAUUAUUGAAAACAUUUUUACAAAAGUUGUGUACUUUAAUCAUAGCAUUCAUAGCUAUGCCCGACCGUGUGAUUUUUUAAAGAUUUUUAUUAUUAUUAUAAGAGCAUUUAAAAAUUUGUAUGAAACCUGUUUUUAGCUCCUAACUUUUAUAAUAAUUCAAAAUACUAAAAAAUAUUCAGCGGUCCGGUCAUAGGCUAAAAUACAUAAAAUUCUGUAAAAAAUAUUUUCCAUAAUGUCAAUAUCCAGGGAGGAAAAUGACGACUACGUUUGUAUGGAGAAACAAUCGUCCCCUUUCCUGUUAAGUUUAAUAACAACUGUGACGUUUUCUGACAAACAUGUUAUUUGCCUGCCUUAAUUGUCUCUCAAAAACAAAUAUACAAAGUAAACGGCUGCCUAGUCUAGUUGGUUUGGGGCCAGGACGAUCUGCGUAAAACAAAUAUUUAUUAAUAUAUAUUUAUUUAAAUACCCCGGCCAUUUUCAUAGUACUGUAAAACCACCCAACUGUGAAAUUUGUCAUUUGAAAAGUGUUACAUCUGUUACAGAAUGAAGAGAGACAUAUCAUAUUAUUUUGAUUGAGUUAUUUACUUGUUUCAAUAAAUUAAAAUGUUAGUUAUAUCAAUACAUUCGUGUCUUAGAAUAUGUGUGUGCUCUUUAAUAAGUGUAUAUUUUGUAGAUAUACUAGCCGUAAGACAGAUUUUUAUUUUUUGCCGAUUAUUUCCUUAGAUUUCGAAAAUAUUGGUUGGUUUGAAGAGGUUGGGCCGAAUGCCUACGAGAUCACAACUUGUUUCAAAUAAAUAUAUGUAAUUUUUCGUUGGGUUACGAAAAUUAUAUACGUGUUCGUAACUCAGUGGAAGAGUUUUAGGACAUAGGGUGGAAUUGCACUAUAUUGUACAAAAUAGGGAAAUCUUAUCUACGCACCAAAUUUUAUCGAAAUCUAAGUCGACCAUAAUGAAAAAUCGGCUCAUGAAUGAAAAGUUCUUCGUCAAAAUGUAUAAAUAAGUUUUGUGUGUGUAUAUUUUUGAGUUCUUUUUUUGCUUUUUGUAGGAGAGGCUUAGAACUUGGAGGAUAUAAUCAAAUACGCCUUGUCUGUAAUUUUCUGUACAAAACAGUCUGCCGAUUUUUGCGGAGGAGGGGCACGUCAAAUGUAUACGUUACGUAAAAAUAACCAUGUCAGAUAAACGUCAGUCCAUACAGUGUCUAUGACCAUUGGUCAUAGAGUUUCGACAGAGGGGAACGCGUAUUAAUGGCUACUCCGUUUGGUUAUAUCCUCCAAGGCUUAGAAUGAAUGACUGUAUUAAUUCAGAUAGAUUUGCCUAAGUUUAGAUUAUGUAGUACUUAUACGUGUAAAUGAGUGUUAUGUUAGUUGUAUUUACUCCUUUAUUUCAUUUAUUUAAAAGGCUCUCGGUCCUAGCUAUAGUACCCUACCCACUUAUUCAGUUUCAUGGAGGUCUAGCAGGCUAAGGAAGAUGUGACCCCUGUGAGGAAUAGCGAGGUUAAUUUUCCCAUACGUUAGGUAACACAUGAAAAGUGCAAAUAGAGCGUAAAUUUUGAUAUUUUAAUAUUGUUGACAACUGAUUGUAUGGGAAACUUAGUUAUGAUAUAAUAGCACUAUCAGUGCCAAGUCCAUAUAAAAAUAGAAACCGCAUAGCGGGCAGUAAGUGUUAAAGGCCAGUGCACACCGGCUGCGUGUGCGUGCGCUAUAAUGUUAGAGCCGUGCACGCACUUGUAACGCAAGCGGUGUCGGCUGUCAUAAUGAUCCGUAUAUUACAACGCGCACGUAGCCGGUGUGCACGGGCCUUUAAGAACAUACCUAGGUACCUAUUUUAAAUAAGUAAUGAUAAUGUUACAUUUCUUCCAUAUUAAACUCGUAAUAUUAUCAGUGAAUAUUUUUAUGAUGCUACUUAAAUAGGUCCCUAGAUUUGUAAAGGGUCAUCUUAUGAUUAGUACUUUAUUUAUAUAAAAUUAUUGUGCCUAAUGUGUAUCUCGUUUAGCCCCCAGCUAUACAUAUAUACGCAAAAUAGCUACUUAAUACAAUAUAGGUUCAUAUUUAACUAUGUAUGUAAAAAUAUAUAAGAAAACUAGGUACAAAUAUAUAAGUAUGGCAAACUCAGCAUUUUAAAUGUUUAGAGAACGUGGAGUUUAUGGCGCUAUUAUACUAGUCUUAUCAUGGCGAUUUGACAUAAAUUAAUAAAGUCGUUCUCCACCAUUAAGGACUCUACAGACCCUGCAGCAAAUCGCAUGCGAUUUUUAAUACCUAUUGCGGCUUUUGACCGAUUAAUUAGACUCAUUGAACCAACAUAGCCGGCAAUGUAGUAGGCUGCAAAGUUAAGUAACCCCCCCUGCGAACAAAUUUCUAUGCAGGGGUCAGGGGGCAGGGGAGGGGGGGUCACUCAACUCUGCAGCUUACUGUACAUGUCUAAAAUCGCAUGCAAUUUGUUGCAAGGUGAGUCUUAUACUUAUAUUGACUGAAUCUGACUAAUGUAAUUGCGCCUUUAGUUGCAUUUUUGGAUAUAUUCCAUAUUAGGACUGUAUUUUCAUUCCUUUAAAAUUAUUU
Messenger RNA from Cydia strobilella, 4107 nucleotides. Its product is annotated as DGAT1/2-independent enzyme synthesizing storage lipids. The transcript is spliced from 7 exons. NCBI's taxonomy places the organism in Eukaryota, Metazoa, Arthropoda, Insecta, Lepidoptera, Tortricidae. The record is from RefSeq and is a predicted model, not a curated record. Gene Ontology annotation, molecular function: acyltransferase activity. Bases 258 to 1289 code for a protein of 343 amino acids.